AUGACCGGGGUUUACCGGGUGUCUACAUCAGAGCGCUUAACCAGCGGUCAUGAAUUCUCCGUGGAUAAAGCCACCAAGCGGCGCGUGGGGUCUUCUCAGCCUCAAAAAGAAUUUUGGAUCAUCUAUGGCCAGUCGAGAGCCGCCCGUCUUGAGCAACGCCUCUGCAUGGGGAAUGCAUGGAGAAGGAUCAUGAUCCCUCUCAUUCCAUCCCACAACCGGUGGGUUGGAACCUAG
Penicillium concentricum is the source of this 234-nucleotide messenger RNA. RefSeq lists its product as uncharacterized. The transcript has a single exon. NCBI's taxonomy places the organism in Eukaryota, Fungi, Ascomycota, Eurotiomycetes, Eurotiales, Aspergillaceae. The record is from RefSeq and is a predicted model, not a curated record. Bases 1 to 234 code for a protein of 77 amino acids.